Phaeodactylum tricornutum CCAP 1055/1 is the source of this 642-nucleotide messenger RNA. RefSeq names its product methionine-dependent methyltransferase. Lineage: Eukaryota; Bacillariophyta; Bacillariophyceae; Surirellales; Neidiaceae. The transcript has a single exon. The record is from RefSeq and is a predicted model, not a curated record. The annotation marks the transcript as partial.
AUGUCGGGAAUUGCACAAGCGCCGGUCGCCAAAGAAGACGAUGAGCAGGAAGAGUUCAACUUCGAUCCUAUCAAAUACUGGGGAACCGAUCAGGCAGAGACACGCACGGGUCUGGAUCCGGAAGCGAUCGACAAGCUGGAAGCGCAUUAUUCGUAUUAUUUACAAGACGGCAUGUCUGUCUUGGAAAUUGGCGCUGCCGAAGAUUCAUAUUUGCCUGAUACUAUAAAACCAAGUCGCCACGUGGGUGUUGGCGCGAGUGGACCCCUCAUGAAGCUGAACCCUUCUCUGACCGAUACCAUGAUCAUCGAUCUUAAUAAAGUAGUUGAGGGCCGGGAUGUCGACGACGAUGACUUUCGCCGUUUGGCACAAGACCCUUUUGAUGCCAUCAUCAUGGCCAAUACCGUCGACUACCUGACAUCUCCUCGCGAAGUCUUCCGCAGCGCGUGGUAUCUCUUGAAACCCGGUGGUAUCAUGAUUGUCUCAUUUAGCAGCAAAGAAGCGUCGAAGGACAAGUUCACACACGCCCAAACGAAAAUGUGGAGCGAGUACAACGACGACCAGCAUAUGUGGAUCACAGGAAGUUUUUUCCAGUUUUCUGCCGCCGACGGGUGGGAAUCCCUCAUGGGCUUUGAUAUUUCUCCC